AGAAUCACGACAUGUCGACUGGCGACCCGAGCAAAGUUUUUGGAACUGAUUACGAUUCCAGAUAACUCUCAAGCAGCGUGGUAUUAUGACUUCAAUUCAUCAUGAUUCUAUUUUCUAAUUGGAGGGCAGUCGGGAAGGGUUGUAACUAAUUCCCACAGUAUGAACGGUGUUGAUGGUCCCGACAUGCACGGGCCACCAAGCGAUGCACUCGGAUUGAGAAGCCGGUGUAACCAGCAGUGGUUCUUGGCACAAUGAAAAGCAUCAGAGAUAAAUAUGUACGGUGUUCUAAGCCUCCCUCUUCAUCUCCCCCUCUCCACCAUGUCGUCCUCUGGACCAACAAUUCCACAAACUGAAGUUGCCGGGACCGUCUUGCUCAGCGUUUCGGCGGUGGUCACUUCAUUCCGUUUGUUCGUGCGGAUGCGACAAGGCCGUCUAUGGCUAGACGAUGCAUGGGCCGCAGUUGCUAUGAUGAUUAAUAUCGGUUUUUUGGUGGUGCUCUGGUUGUACCUGCAGGACUACGCUCAAUAUCCCCGAAAUACAAAGGUGGCGCUCUAUUAUAUGGGCACGCAAUUCUUCAGUGCAGGUGUUUGGUCGUCCAGGAUCUCGAUUUUAUUCACGGUCGUGCGAAUGACUUUCCCUGGCUCGCUAAGGAGAUGGCUAGUACGCACUGCCAUCGCAUUCUUUAUGACGGCGAUUAUUUUGGGUGCACAAAUCUUUUGGACGUGUGAAGCAGAAAGUGGUUGGAAAUCACAACCGCGUCCUCAGUGCGAUCUAGGUAGGAAUGUUGCCAUUGCGCAGAUAAUUACCGACGUGCUCGGUGAUACGAUCUUGAUACUGGCUCCGUUCCACCUGAUUUACAAAGUCAGACUCACUAAGCCUCAAAAGCUUCGACUUCUGUCUAUUUUUUCGGCGUCUGGUGCAACCACCGUCGUCAGCCUAACCCACGCAUAUUACCUGCUUUCCAAUGGUGGGUUGAAAGAAGUCUUGGCUGCCAUAGUCGAGUUGUCUAUUAGCUUGAUUGUGGCGAACUUGAGCGUAGUUGUCGCGUUUCUCUUCCGUAUCAGCACUGAAGAAUCCACAACCCCUGCUCCGCUGGAGCUCAAGUCCAUAAUCACCUUCGGGUCACAACCAAUUCGGAAACGAGCGCCGUUCGAUCCUCUCUCAACGCCAACGAUGAUGGUUGGGAUCGAGACCUCGACAAUAAGACUGAAUGGUUGCAGCACAUCUCCCGCGCGAGCUGCUGGAAAAGGUGGUCAAGAUCCCGAAGUUGUAUCCCUUGAAACGCUUUCCAAGCCAGGUCCGUUCGGUGACGCUUGAUGUGUUUGAUAUACUGUCAUAUACCUUUUCUCUACGGUACAUAUCAUUCUCUUUUCCAUUUCUGCUUGAACGAUAUUUCCGGUCCUGAGUGACCAGACUCUUCAGUCACAUGGGCUUGACAUCAUAAAAUCGACAUCCAGUGUCGUUGCCUGCACCACACUCCUCUGGUUGCGUUCCUAUCACUCGGAAUAAAUGUUGAUCCCAUGCUCCACUGGUACGGCUUUCCAUUGUCCCUUGCCCUCAAGAGGUGGUUGUAAGCUGCCCACUUCCACCCAAGUUGGUCAAGGAAGGACUCGAAUCAAAACGAAAUGACACAUCCGGUC
This is a messenger RNA of Pisolithus orientalis, 1640 nucleotides long. RefSeq lists its product as uncharacterized. The transcript has 7 exons. The coding region runs from base 274 to 1317 and encodes 347 amino acids. The record is from RefSeq and is a predicted model, not a curated record. Lineage: Eukaryota; Fungi; Basidiomycota; Agaricomycetes; Boletales; Pisolithaceae.